Hippoglossus stenolepis (Pacific halibut) is the source of this 4995-nucleotide messenger RNA. Its product is annotated as sal-like protein 2. Gene Ontology annotation, cellular component: nucleus. Gene Ontology annotation, biological process: regulation of transcription by RNA polymerase II. Lineage: Eukaryota; Metazoa; Chordata; Actinopteri; Pleuronectiformes; Pleuronectidae. The coding region runs from base 559 to 4194 and encodes 1211 amino acids. The record is from RefSeq and is a predicted model, not a curated record. The transcript is spliced from 3 exons. Gene Ontology annotation, molecular function: DNA-binding transcription factor activity, RNA polymerase II-specific; RNA polymerase II cis-regulatory region sequence-specific DNA binding.
ACCGGGGAGGCUGUGUUACACGCCAUUGAAAUGCAAAUAUCAGUGAGGAACAAGGAGUGGUUCUGUGUGUAUGAGUGUGUAUGGCGUGUGUGUGUGUGUUCGUGUGUGUGUGUGUGUGUGUAUGUAUAUGGUGUGUGAGAGCGUGAGUGUGUGUGUGUCCUGUAUGUGCAUGCAGAGCGGGGCAGGAGUGGGAGAGGAGGGGCGCAAAUUGGACAAGUUUUUUGGGGGAGAAGAGACUUUAGAAAACAGCCACACACACACGGCAGAUUCAUCUGACACGGUGCAGACCUGCGGGUUUCCACACACCUUUCUAAAUCCUCUCUGUCGCGCGUCUCCCACAGCAGACCGCUCUCUCGACACUCGAAUUGAUUUUUAUUUACAUUUCGAUUUCAUUAUUUUUAUGAAAGGAACUUUUUUUUUUUUUUUUUUAAAACACCAGAGGAACUUUGGACGCGCGGAUGCUUCCAGGAGCGCGUUCCAAGUGCGCAAAACCCCCGUGCCUUGUGCCAUUCGACCCACGGAUGCCCCCCUCUCUGUGUGACUGAGUCGCCGUGAAUCAUGUCACGCCGGAAACAGAAGCGACCCCAGCAUCUCGUUAACGCGGACCUGGGUGGCCCACGGCUGCUCGCUCACGAUGACCACCUGGGAAUGAAGUCACCGUCCACAUCUCUGGGCUCUGAAGUGACGUCAUCAGGAUCAUCAUCCUCAUCCCCCACCUCUCUCCAGGACUGCCAGCCGCCUCUGGCCCCUCGCCCAUCCCCCGGUGGGCUCCACGCGCCCUCCUUACCCAGCGAGAGCUCGCCUCCUCCCCACUGGCCCAGCCACAUCGCCCCCUUCACCACAUCCCUCCCCAACACCCACUCUUCCCUUUCCCCAGACUUUCCUCACCCCUCGCUGUCUUCCCAGACUCACUCGCCUCCUCCCCUUGGUCAAACCUCAGGUUCACACAGCCUGUCCCACCAAGGAAAUUCUCACUCCACCAUGACCUCCCCACCAAUGGGCAGCUCGGCCACCACCACUACCUCCUCCUCGUCCUCCUCCACAUCCUCUCAGUUUGCGCUGCCUGCCCGGGACAGCACCAGUCCAGGUCAGCAGCUGUCCUCCAUCUCUCCGGGGAUGCAGGGACAGAUCCAGGUGCCUCCGACCCUGGCUGUACUCCUAGAGGAGCUGAGGGUUUUACAGCAGAGGCAAAUCCACCAGAUGCAGAUAACAGAGGAGAUCUGUCGGCAGGUUCUGAGGCUCGGAGGGGCUGUCUUUGGACAAGAUGUUAACGCACAGCCCAAUGGUUCAGAAAGAAACCAGAAGUCUACAGGAGCAGUGUGUUCAUCACCAACACACCCUUCCACUGCUACUCCAGUGACCACAGCCUCAUCAUAUUUGACAGGCCUUCCAUCUUCCCUCUUCCCCAAGUCAGCCAUCUCCAAAUCAGGUGCUUCACACGUUAUUGGCAGCAGAGCUUCAUCCUCCUCUACCACUUCCUCAAUACCUUCCUCUUCUUCCUCAUCUAUUUUAUCCUCUAUCAGCUCGUCUGUGGCCUCCCUACACCCACUGUCCUUAUCACUGGGCCUAACGCCACGCUACCUCCAUGAGAAAUCGUCGAACACUUCCUCAUUCAGCCACAGCAACGGUGUCAGCUUCCCUACUCCUCCACUUCCCACCACCAGCCUUUCCCAGGAACUACAGGCCAACGCCGCUGCCGCCUUAGCUGGACGCCCUCAGCAUGUCUGCCGUUAUUGUGGGAAAGUGCUGAGCAGUGAUUCGUCCCUCCAGAUCCAUCUGAGGUCACACACAGGUGAAAGGCCCUACCAGUGUCCAGUCUGCUUGAGCCGUUUUACAACCAGAGGGAACCUCAAAGCUCAUUUCCUGCGACACAGAGAGCAGAACCCAGAGCUGUCCCUCUCCCUGUUGCCCCCAGCCCUGUCUGAGCAAAUGCUGGCUCCUCCUGUAGCCAUCCAGAGAAGGAGAAAACGGCGUGCUGAUGAUGACGAGCCAUUUAAUGCAGUGAAAGGCAGCGUUCCUGGAAUGACAGAGAGCAUGUCUUUAGGAUUCCUACCUGGUGCAUCCACUCGGCCCUCCCCUUCCUCUCUACCUCUGCCCCCCACGGUGGACAUGGCGCUGCUGUCCACGGCUCAUUCACUGCUACAGCUGAACAGAGCUUCAGCUGCAGCCGCUGCCAGUGCAUCAGGCACUCUACUGUCUUCCUCUUCCUCAUCUUCCUCCUCCAUGGGAAACCACUUUAAAGGUGCAAAGCAGCAGCGUUUUGAUGAAAACACACCUCCUCACUCUGCCCUACAUACAACCUCCCCAUACUCCCAGCUGGCCCACCUCCCUAAGAUACUAUUCCCUGGAGGUACUACCCCUCAUCACCUUGCACUUCUGCGGCCUCCGGGCCACCCAUCCACCUCCCACCUCACUUCUCAUCAGCUACCCUUCCCCUUUCCACCUUUCCCCAAACCAUCAACCUCGUCUCCCUCCUCAUCCUCUCCCAACACCUCUACCCAGACCUCUGACACCUCCAAGUUGCAGCGGCUGGUCCAGAAACUCGAGAAAGGAGGUUCUUCCUCCUCUUUCUCUGCCUCUUCUUCAUCCACCUCCGCACAAACGCUUGCUGAAGCCAAUAGGGACACGUAUGGUCAUGACCUGACCACCACCUCCAGUGCCUAUCGCAGGGAAAUGUUGGCCGCACUCGGCCUGAGCCCAAGUGCCACUAUUGCAGGACUGGUGACCAGUCAGGGCUUCUCAGGUUCGGGCACAUCAACUACCACCACCGCCCCUUCUAUGCCUAGUACCCAGGUUCCUAACCAGUGUGGUGUCUGCUUGCGUGUCCUCAGCUGCCCCAGAGCUCUGCGUUUGCACCAGGCCACACAUCUGGGAGAGCGUCCAUUCCCUUGUAAGCUGUGUGGACGCUCCUUCUCCACGAAGGGUAGCUUAAGGGCUCACUUGGCCACUCAUCGUGCAAGACCGCCAAAUGCCCGGGCCCUGAACUCCUGCCCGCUGUGCCCACGCAAAUUUACAAAUGCCUUGGUUCUUCAGCAUCACAUUCGUUUGCACCUGGGAGGGCAAAUACCACCUGAUGAAGACAUGCCACCUGAAGAUGGUGCAGAAACAGAAAGUGCCGUAUUCGAUGAUGGUGAGAACAACGCCAUCAGCUCCCCAUCUAAAGGCCAACAACUCCUUCCCUUGGCUUUAACAAUAGGCUCCAAGUUGUCAAAUGAUGUGCUCAAGUUAGGGUCCACUUCUAAACAAUCCACAGCUGCUGAUGUUACUACUGUGAAGACAGAGGAAACUGAGGGCUCGACACCCAGUGUCAGUCCACCCAUGACCCGUAAUCCCCCCACAGCAGGAGCUGAAGACCCCCUGCGUCUGGGAGACAACGCCCCAGCUGAUGGUGGCAUGAACAGCUCAGAAGAAGAGACCCACACUGACCUGGGCAGCAACAGCCCUUUCAAAGCACCCAUAGCUAGCUCUCAGUCAGCUGUAAUGAAUGAAGAGGCAGAGGACACCCCUCUUUCUCUCUGUGUCUCGAAGCCUAGGGUAGAAAAUGAUACACCGCAGAAAGAGGUUAGUGUUGAUGAAGCCAACGCCACAGACGAACCCACGACUGCCACGGAUUCUACCCCAAAACCCCAAGCUGCAAAUACCUCACCUGCACUCACCCCUCCUGCCAGCCCCAAAGCUGUCCCAGAAGGAGACGAGGCCUGUGGAAGUGUACCACAAAGCCCACAGGAGAGUAAAGGGAAGGGGGGGGAGACAACCACGCCCAGAGAGCCUUUGCCAGCGUUGGAUCCAGAGGUGGACAAAGACACUGCAGGGGAGGAGGGUAACAGUGUUCCAGAAAAGCCUUCAGAGAGCCCAGAGCCCUCUGCCCCAGCAGCAGCACCACAGAGCCAACCCCCCCGCUCAGACAAACCCUACAGCUGUACCCACUGUGGAAAGGCAUAUGCCAGCCGGAGUGGACUUAAGGGACAUAUGAAAACUCACCCUGGAGCCUUGACCAGCACCCCCACCCCUGCCCAGACCAAUGACAAUGACAUUGCAGAGGAUCACAGCUCACAUUCAACCAAUAAGAACCCGACACAGCAAGAUGAUAAGCAGGGAUUGGCUGAAUCCCCCAAGAAAGGUGACAGCGCAGAUCCUCUACCAAUCAGUGUUGGCUCUGAAGUGGCGGACGAGCCUAUGGACGCUACUGUGUAGUUAUUAUUGUCGAAUGGCUGCAGUAAGAUUUUCAAGGGUCCUGACAAGGGAAUGUAUUUUUUUUUUUGUUGGAUUAGAUUUUGUUUUUAGAGUUAUUAAUUCAAGUUCAUGUGUACCUUUUUGUAUUAGGCAAAUAGAUCUAGUUUAUAUUGUAGCACAAUUACAAGAGACUUUUGAAUGUAGUAUUUUAGGUAUGUAUUUUUUUUGUAUUUCAAAGACCACAGUGAGGCCUUAUCUUACACUCUUACACAGCGUUGUCAUGAUGAGAAUUCAUUUUUUGCUGACACCUACUUCAGCGUGAAGCUGAUUUAAAAAAAAACACACACACACACACAGUGGAGGGUCCAGAGUCUUGAACUGAGCAUCCUGAACUCCAUACCAAAACAGGCCAAAUUAGAAAUGGCCAAAGUUUGUAAAUAUGAGCUGCGGUUAUGUUUUAUGCCUUUUUUUUGUUACUUUCUAAUUUCUUUUUUUUUUAAAUGUGAUGCUGCUGAGCGCAUGUUUCUGAUGUGCGUUGCACUGUGAGUUGCACUGUGUCCUGUGUCCUGUGCUGCCGAAACAUCCACUGGAGCAAACGCAUGCUAGCAAUGAAGAUAACCAAGAUAAUGAUGAUAAUAAUAAUGAUGAUGAUGGCGAUGAUUGUGUUAGAUUAUCAGUACUGUAUCUACAGCUGUACACUUUCCUAGCAGCAAAUGACCUUAUUCAUACUGAUGAUUGUAAAUGUUUCUAUUGUUGUUGAUCUGCAGCGUCACGCCGACAACAAGGAUGAGCCCCGUCUGUUAUAACCACCACCCCCUCUUU